Molecule: messenger RNA, 1169 nt
Organism: Phialemonium atrogriseum
Lineage: Eukaryota; Fungi; Ascomycota; Sordariomycetes; Cephalothecales; Cephalothecaceae
Exons: 2
Coding region: 53-697 (214 amino acids)
Source: RefSeq, a predicted model, not a curated record
CAUUAACAUCUCGCUCGUCCACUUCACACGCCUGUCAUCCAUCUCAAUAAAAAUGGCACCCUCACGUCCCAUAUCAACCAAGCCUCCUUCGUCCACACAGUCCGCUCUAAUCGGUUCCUUCAUUCCACGGGCCGCCCCGUCCAGCAUAACAACCGCGUCCAGGCGCAGGGACACACUCCGGAUAUCCAAGAAGCCGCCGACAGCCAAGUCCAAGUCCAAGUCCAAGUUGUCAGCCUCAGACGACCGAGUGCUAUCUGACGUGCUCCUCGCCAUCAAGCCCGUCCACCUAGCCAACAUCGCUAGCCGGCAGAAGAACCACGAGUAUCGCAAAUACCGGCUACGCGAUGAGGUUACGCGGCUGUGGCUGUACGAGACGCGCGGGGGCGGCGAGGGUCGGGCGUGUAUUACACACAUCGCGGUCAUCCCACCGUCGGUACGCCGUACCCCUGGUACCGUGCCGACUGAGCCUUUCGGCAUAGGCAACGACGACUUCAACGCCGGGCGUAAACAAUCCAAGUACGGAUACCCCGUGCUUGAGCUCUACGAGCUGGUCCGCCCCGUGACGCUGGCGGAGAUGAAGAGCCGGUGGGGCAUGGGCGGCGCGCCCAUGGGAUGGCGCUACGUGGGCACAGAUCUGUGGCAGGACCGGUGGGGAGACGAUCAAGAGAGGGCUGGGAAAGUCAGCCGGGUGUUUUAGGGCCUGGUGGAAUAUCGCGGUCUGUAGAACGAAGUAAUUACUGCAGCUCCGCGCUCAGCCCUGGCUAAAACGGCUACAGCCUAAUCCUUGCAGAGUCAGAAUUGAGCUUGCUUCUCCUGGUCCAGAAUUGCGUCGUUCGGAGCCGUAGUGCUGAUUGGAGAGGGCGAAAGGGGGGAGAAAAGCAAAAAGAGGGCAGGCCUUGGAUGGAAACGUUCGUGAAGGACAGCAGGCAACGGAGGGAUCAUUUCUAUUCGCAGCUCGUCGACAUUCUGGACCAGUUGCGCCAGCAUGAGUUUGACUACGCAGGUUCGCUGAUGCCUGAUCCUGGUGGCGAAUUGGAUCCCCUGGGUCGGCUUAUCCCCCAUUAAUUGACAUCACAAACCCGGGCGCCAUUGAGGGCGAGCAAUGGGCUAGACAUCUUCCUCGGGUCGCUACGCAAUAAACCUGCGCACCAUGGAUCUCGGCAAGGCCG